Messenger RNA from Protobothrops mucrosquamatus (brown spotted pit viper), 1969 nucleotides. RefSeq names its product cytochrome P450 2K1-like. The coding region runs from base 86 to 1576 and encodes 496 amino acids. Lineage: Eukaryota; Metazoa; Chordata; Lepidosauria; Squamata; Viperidae. The record is from RefSeq and is a predicted model, not a curated record. Gene Ontology annotation, cellular component: cytoplasm; intracellular membrane-bounded organelle. The transcript is spliced from 9 exons. Gene Ontology annotation, molecular function: iron ion binding; oxidoreductase activity, acting on paired donors, with incorporation or reduction of molecular oxygen, reduced flavin or flavoprotein as one donor, and incorporation of one atom of oxygen; heme binding. Gene Ontology annotation, biological process: xenobiotic metabolic process.
UACCUUGCUUUGAAAUACAUGCUGGAAUCAUUUCAGUUUUCAAAAUUCCUUACAAUUUUUACUGAAAACUGCUUACUAAAAGAAAAUGGAUUGGACUGGAACAAUUUUAAUAUUAUUAAUAUUUCUUCUUGCAAUUAUGUUCCUUUUGAAAAAGGGCAGUUCCUGGAAUAACAGCUCCCCCAAUCUCCCUCCGGGACCCAGGACCAUACCUAUUUUGGGAAAUCUGCACAUGAUGGAUCUGAAGAGGCCUCACAGAACAAUGAUAGAGUGGUCAAAAGAAUAUGGUCCCAUUUUCCGCAUCAAACUGGGAUUCCAGGAGAUGGUGGUGCUGACUGGCUAUGAGACGGUCAAAGAAGCUCUUGUGAACCAGGCUGAUGCAUUUGUAGAUAGGCCCUUUGUUCCCAUUUUUGAAGAUGCAACAAAAGGGUUUGGUCUUGUUUUUGCUCGUGGUGAGCACUGGAAAGUGAUGCGACGGUUUACAUUAUCCACAUUACGGGGCUACGGAAUGGGCAAGAGGACCAUUGAAGACAAAAUCACAGAAGAGUGUAGUGUCUUAACGAAGACAAUGGAGACUUAUGCAGGAAAACCCUUUGACGUCAAAAGAAUUUUGACUGCUGCUGUUUCCAACAUCAUUGUUUCUAUUCUACUUGGGAAACGCUAUGAAUAUGAAGAUGCCACAUUUCUAAGACUACUGAAGAUAAUCGGGGAAAAUAUUCAGCUUGUAGGAAGCCCUGCUGUAUUGCUAUAUAAUUUGUUUCCCAAGUUGGGGUUUCUUUUGGGUGCCCAUAAAAUAAUAAUGAAGAGUCAAAAGGAGUUCCAUGAUUUCAUACAGACCACUUUCAUAGAAUAUCUCCAAGAUCUUGAUGAAAAUGACCAGAGGAAUUUUAUUGAAUCAUUUCUUGUUCGGCAAAGACAGGAGAAUAUGAAGAUGGCAAAUGAUGGAUAUUUUCAUAAUGAAAACCUUAUAGGUCUUGUAGCUGACUUAUUUGGUGCUGGUACAGACACAACGGGAAACACUCUGCGCUGGGCCAUACUCCUAAUGAUGAAGUACCCAGAAAUUCAGAAUAAGAUCCAAGAAGAAAUUGCAAGAGAAAUUGGUGAUAUCCAACCAAGGACUGGCCAUCGAGCCAAAAUGCCUUACACCGAUGCUGUAAUUCAUGAGCUUCAAAGAUUUGCUAAUAUUGUUCCCUCCAAUUUGCCACAUGCAACCACCAUGGACAUAACUUUCCAAGGCUUCUUUAUCCCCAAGGGCACGUACAUCAUUCUCUUGCUGAGUUCUGUGCUCCAUGAUGAAUCUCAGUGGGAGAAACCUCACAACUUCUAUCCUGAGCAUUUUCUUGACUCUGAAGGAAAAUUUGUGAAAAGGGAUGCAUUCAUGCCAUUUUCCACAGGUCGGAGAGUAUGUGCAGGUGAGAACCUUGCCAAAAUGGAGCUCUUCCUCUUCUUCACCAGCCUCUUGCAGAAAUUUACCUUCCAGCCACCCCCGGGAACAUCUAAAGAUGACCUGGAUCUGACUCCUUGUAUUGGGCUUACUUCCUCUCCCAUGCCAUACAAGACCUGUGCUGUGUUACGUUGAUCUGACCCAAAAAAAAAUUAUAACAAGCUGUUUUCUCAGCCUUGAAAUGCCUUCAUUUUGACAGAGAGGCAAAAUUUAACAAUAGAAUUCAAUAUUGUCUAGCUUUUAAAAGAUGAAUGGUAAUGAUCUAUAAUCUCAUGGAAUGUGGAUUGUGAUAUGAAAGAAUAAUUAGGAGAUCAUGAAAAGCAAAGUGCUUUUCUUUUGGAACCAUUUGUUUUCUUAGCUUUUUACUAUUCUUUUGUCUUCUUCAACUUUUUGUUGAGAACUUUUUGUCUGAUUUGUUUUAAUGAAGAACAGUGAUUUUAAUUACUUGGUAAAAAGCAGUAUCAUUCUUUUGUGGAAUAGUCCCUAGUGCAAAUUUGCUUCUACAAUCUACACCAUCCAGGGUCCCUC